GCUCAAGGGAAGUAUCGACCUCUUUCUUGGACCGCGCAUUCGUACGAGAUGGCCAGCAUCAACGCUCAGAAGCGCAAGCGCGUCGCCGACACUCUCACUGCCGCUGAUUAUCAGUCCGCGUUGCGCUUUCUGGCGUAUGUGGAAAUCCUGCAGACGCGCAUGCGCGAGGACGAGAGGGCGCGUCAAGAGACCCUCAAAAUGGAGCUCGCGGUCGUCCACGCGAAGCUCAGACUGGAGGAAGUUCGGCAGGCUGGCUGGAGCUUCCCCGAAUCGGAGACUUCGUUCAACAGUUCCAUGUCCGCAACCAACACGUCCGCCGGCUCGUCUUGGCUUCCCCCCAACGAGUCCACUUUGCAUGGAGCAGGAAUGGCGGCUCAGGCGAAGGACGACAUGUACAUGACCAUGGUUCCGGACGAGCAGAGUCAGCAUGGUAGCUGGAGUGGCCAAAUGACGUCAGCCAGCGCGUACCCUGGUCAGUACAAUCACGCCCACGGCACCUCCAACUAGAUCUGCGCUCGUCAUUGCUAUGGUCUCGCUAUCGCGUCGCUUGCAUCGCUCUCGUCACGUCUCUCGCAUAUACUCGAUCUCGGACUCGCCUCUCGGACUCGCCUCUUCCUUCGCCUGAAAUCGUUUCUCAUUCCAUCAACUGUCACCUGUACAUUGUACCUAAACCGUCGUUACCGUAAAGUACUACCUGGUCAAUCAAUUACAAAGUUCCGCCUAAAGAAGAUGUCCCGCGUCCUCCCACUCGUGCAUCCCAAUCGUUGGCAUCGCGCUCCUGCGCCGAA
This is a messenger RNA of Schizophyllum commune H4-8, 788 nucleotides long. RefSeq lists its product as uncharacterized. The transcript is spliced from 5 exons. The record is from RefSeq and is a predicted model, not a curated record. NCBI's taxonomy places the organism in Eukaryota, Fungi, Basidiomycota, Agaricomycetes, Agaricales, Schizophyllaceae. The coding region runs from base 49 to 507 and encodes 152 amino acids.